This is a messenger RNA of Lathyrus oleraceus (garden pea), 918 nucleotides long. RefSeq names its product zinc transporter ZTP29. Gene Ontology annotation, cellular component: membrane. The record is from RefSeq and is a predicted model, not a curated record. Gene Ontology annotation, molecular function: zinc ion transmembrane transporter activity. Gene Ontology annotation, biological process: zinc ion transmembrane transport. The transcript is spliced from 9 exons. Bases 43 to 717 code for a protein of 224 amino acids. Lineage: Eukaryota; Viridiplantae; Streptophyta; Magnoliopsida; Fabales; Fabaceae.
GGUGCGCUUUUUGUAAUUAUCAAUCCAGCUCCAAAUUUGAAGAUGCUUGGGCUAUUACAGGGUUUUGCUGCUGGUUUGAUGCUGAGCAUAUCAUUCUUUGAUCUGGCUCAUAAUGCUAUAAACUCACUCGGCUUCUUGAAAGGCAACCUUUGGUUUUUUGCUGGUGUUAUAUUCUUUGCCAUUAUAGCCAAUUUUAUCCCGGAGCCGACACUUGUCCCCCCUUCAGAUGUGAAGACUAAAAAGAAAAAAGGGGAUGAAGGAGGCAAGGAUAUUUUGAAAAAGCAUCGCCAGCAAGUUUUAUUUAGUGGAAUUGUUACAGCUGUAGGCAUAAGUUUACAUAAUUUUCCAGAAGGAAUGGCAGUCUUCCUUGGAUCCAUGAAGGUAUCCAAGAACCUAUCGAUGUCAUAUGGAUGUUCGAAUUUUAUCAAGGGUGUUGCUGUUGCACUUCCUGUUUAUUUUGCGACACAAAGUAAAUGGCAGGCAUUCAAAUUGGCUACACUUUCUGGUUUUGCCGAGCCCUUGGGUGUUAUAAUUGUAGCCUAUCUAUUCCCUAGCAGCUUAAAUCCUGAGAUUCUUGAAGGUCUACUAGGUUCAGUUGGUGGAGUUAUGGCUUUUCUGACCCUUCAUGAAAUGCUGCCAUUGGCUUUUGAUUAUGCUGGACAGAAGCAAUCUGUCAAGGCUGUAUUUUUUGGGAUGGCUUUCAUGUCUGCAAGGUAGUAAUCUCAUCUCUAAUAAAAAUUUAUUUCACUAUAUAAUGAUAUUGUUUGCUUCUUUUAGGGAGAAAAUAUUCAAUGCGUCUUAGUGUAUUAAACUGAGUAAAUUAUCGUGUAUGUCAGCACUAUUAAGAGUCCCACAUCGGAUAAUAUAUGACUUGAGGAAACAUAAGUUUUAUUAAUAAUGAAUAUUGCAUGCCACAAA